Messenger RNA from Dimorphilus gyrociliatus, 940 nucleotides. The record is from the annotation of a GenBank genome assembly. Lineage: Eukaryota; Metazoa; Annelida; Polychaeta; Dinophilidae.
GAUGGUGCUCAUUGAAACUGUUGUUACUGGAUUCGUCGAUGAAUUUCCUGCUCUUGGCAAAACACCUUUAGCCCGCCUCGGAACGACAAUAGGUUUUUGCAUAGUUUUCUGCUUAGUUGCAAUACCACAAACAACCCAGCAUGCUAAGAAUAUUGUGUUAGGCGUUGUUGUCACAAUUCUUCAGAUGGUUCAAGUAGAAACAGUGAUGACCGGAUUACGGGACGAAUUUCCUCAAUUUAACAGAACAAAAGUUCGCUAUCUAGGAAAUAUCAUCGUACUAUGCACCGUGGGUUUCCUGAUGGGUUUAUCUUGUACAACUCAGAUGGUAGGGUUGGAAACUGUUAUGACUGGUAUCACUGACGAAUUUAAAAUAAAAAUCUGGUGGAAACGGCUUUUGGCUACAGUUGUGGUUGCAGUCUGUAUGUUUUUAUGUGGUUUACCUCAAGUUACACAGGGUGGGAUGUUUGUGCUGUCACUGAUUGACCAUUACGCCGCCAGCUUUUCAGUAUUGCUCAUAGCUUUUCUUGAAUUCAUCAUUAUAUACUGGAUAUAUGGUGGAGCGCAAUUUUCUGGAGAUGUGAAGAUUAUGUUAGGUUCUCCUCCAGGUGUUUGGUGGAGGAUAUGUUGGGCUAUUUUGUCACCUUUGGCUAUUGUUUUCAUUAUUAUCUUCAGUUUUAUUAACUACAAAGGAGCAAAGUAUGGUAGUUACACUUAUCCUACUUGGGCGGACUUUAUUGGAUGGUGUAUUGCUUUGGCAUCUUUCAUACCUAUUAUCCCUAUUGCUAUUGUUAAACUCCUAAAGAGUUCUGGGUCCAACAUAUUUGAGAAAUUGAAGUUCAUCACUCGACCUCCCUGUGAAAGAGAAGUAGAGAGACGGCAAGAUGUUGAGAUGAGACAGGGACCUCUUUUAGAAGAAGCUCCCGGCGCGCUCGACGCCUAA